UACUCUUCUCCUUCCUAUCUCACUUCCCUCCCCUUCCCCCACACACACACCACAACACAACAAAACUCAACAAACAUCCAUAACCACCAUGGCAAACAAAUUCUACUUAUUCCUUUGAGUAACCAGUAACCACCACUGCUUCUCUUUUCUUCUUUAUUUUAUUUAUCACUUCAUUUUCAGACAAAUUCUCUUCUUUUUCUUUCGUAUUUAAUUCAACACGCACAAAAACUCUCUCUCAGUCUUUCACUAUGGCGUCAUCCGAGAAUUUGAUUGAGCCAUGGGCCUUUCGCCCUGCUCUCGACACGUGGUUCGCCGAUUACAUAGCUCGCGACGCCGAAACCCUAACCAAGGCGCUUCAGAAAUCCAUCUCCGGCGACGACGUCCUCUCUCCCUUCAUCGCAUCUCCCAAGCCCGACGCUACCACUGCCGCUGCCUCCACGCCGACAGUCUCCGGCAUCUCCGCCGGCUCCGAUCAGGAAUCUGCUCCCAAGCGCCGCGGAUCGACGCUUCCACCGGCAACGGGGAGGGUUACUAAACGGAAGUCACGCGCGUCGAAGCGAUCUCAGACGACGUUCAUCACGGCAGACCCGGCGAACUUCCGGCAGAUGGUGCAGCAGGUCACCGGCGUGAGGUUCGGCGGCGGAGCGGCGGCCGAUAUUGCAAUGGCGCCGGUGCUGAAGCCGGAGCCUCAGAGACUUGUUUCCGGCGGCGGAGGGAGGUUUCCGGCCGGGGCAGCGUGCUUGCUGCCGACGCUGGACACGUCAGCGUUUUUGCUGGACCAUCACCAGCAGCAAGUUGUGGGCCCGAACUCGGGUUCUACUGGGCCCGGUGUUUCUGUCCCAGGCCCACUGCCUUUCUCCCAGCCCAUGGGAUUGGUGGAUGCUUCUCCUUCUCUUAGUUCUGCAGAUUUUGACACCUUCUCGAGUUUCCCCACUCUGGAGUCCUGGAAAGUUAUGUGAGAAUUGAGAUCAGACACUCCCCAAUUUUCCUUUCCUUUCUCCUUUUUUUUGUUUUCCCUUUUUUGCCCCUCUUGUGGGUUCAGGAUAUGAAGGCGUAGCCAGGAUCUGUUUGUAAAUCUGGGGAAGGGGAUAGAUAUGGAUAAUGGAUGACUGUAUUUUCCUUUUUAAAAAGAAAAUCUUUUUUUUUUUAUGUAUUUUCUGUCACAUAGUUUCUUUUAUUGUUGUUAAUGAGGGUGUAUUGGAGAUUUGGAUGGUGAAAACUGGAAAAUAGCUUUGUUUAUUUAGCAUAGUUAACCUAAUCAAUGCAAUUACAUGUUUAUGUAUUAAGUAUUAACAAUGUGGUGCCUUAUUUAUGGCGAAAA
Arachis stenosperma is the source of this 1321-nucleotide messenger RNA. RefSeq names its product calmodulin-binding protein 25. Gene Ontology annotation, cellular component: nucleus. The record is from RefSeq and is a predicted model, not a curated record. The coding region runs from base 249 to 959 and encodes 236 amino acids. Gene Ontology annotation, molecular function: calmodulin binding. Gene Ontology annotation, biological process: response to osmotic stress. NCBI's taxonomy places the organism in Eukaryota, Viridiplantae, Streptophyta, Magnoliopsida, Fabales, Fabaceae. The transcript has a single exon.